Molecule: messenger RNA, 2013 nt
Organism: Vidua macroura (Pin-tailed whydah)
Lineage: Eukaryota; Metazoa; Chordata; Aves; Passeriformes; Viduidae
Product: pancreatic alpha-amylase-like
Exons: 12
Coding region: 364-1905 (513 amino acids)
Biological process (GO): carbohydrate metabolic process
Molecular function (GO): cation binding; alpha-amylase activity
Source: RefSeq, a predicted model, not a curated record
UUUAGUAAUGUUAAUGGUAAAGGAGGUCCCCGCCACCUCCUCUUCAGCUGCACGAAGCCCUAAAGAUGAGCUCUUUGUUCCUGCAGCCCCCAAUCGCUUUUUGCUCUCCCUCCUCCCCUCCCCGCUUCUUUCGUGCUUCCAGCGCGGGAUGCUCCUGGCUCCAGGGCCACAUUCACACCGAGGGCAGCAGCUGGCCGGCUCCUGCGGAGAUGUACAUCCCAUUCAGGAUCAACUCGAGAAAAGGAGGAUUAACCCUCCAGUCAUCUAUACAGUCCUUCCUGGUAGACUGGAAAAUUCAGUAAAUGAAAUCUCAAGGCACAUAAGUAGCCAGUGAAGAGACCACAGCCUUACACUGAAGGCACCAUGCAAGUCCUUCUCCUCCUCCUUGCAGCUGCAGGGCUUUGUUGGGGGCAGUACAACCCCAACACUUUCCCUAAGAGAACCUCUAUUGUGCAUCUCUUUGAAUGGCGCUGGCAGGAUAUUGCUCAGGAGUGUGAACGCUACUUAGCUCCUAAUGGAUUUGGAGGAGUUCAGGUUUCACCUCCAAAUGAAAAUAUUGUCAUUACUAGCCCGAACAGACCCUGGUGGGAAAGAUACCAGCCCAUCAGCUACAAGAUCUGCUCUCGAUCAGGAAAUGAACAGGAAUUCAGAGACAUGGUGACCAGAUGCAACAAUGUUGGAGUCCGUAUCUAUGUGGAUGCUGUUGUCAACCAUAUGUGUGGGGCUGCAGGUGGCUCAGGCACACAUUCUACCUGUGGAAGCUAUUUUAAUACUGGAAAGGAAGAUUUUCCGGCUGUGCCAUACUCUGGCUGGGAUUUCAAUGAUGGCAAAUGUCACACUGGAAGUGGAGAAAUUGAAAAUUAUGGUGAUGCCAAUCAGGUCCGGAACUGCCGCUUGAGCGGCCUUCUGGAUCUGGCCCUGGAUAAGGACUACGUGCGCUCAAAGAUUGCGGAGUACAUGAACAAUCUCAUUGACAUGGGUGUAGCAGGAUUCCGACUUGAUGCUGCCAAGCACAUGUGGCCUGGGGACAUAAAAGCAUUUCUGGACAAGCUGCAUGAUCUAAACACUCAAUGGUUUUCUGCAGGAACUAGACCUUUCAUUUAUCAGGAGGUAAUUGACUUGGGUGGAGAGCCCAUCACAGGCAGCCAGUACUUUGAAAAUGGCCGAGUGACAGAAUUCAAGUACGGUGCCAAACUGGGGACAGUGCUCCGCAAGUGGAACGGAGAAAAGAUGGCCUACUUAAAGAACUGGGGAGAAGGCUGGGGUUUUGUGCCUUCCGACAGAGCUCUGGUCUUUGUGGAUAAUCACGACAACCAGAGAGGACACGGGGCUGGUGGAGCUUCUAUUCUAACCUUCUGGGAUGCCAGGCUCUAUAAAAUGGCAGUCGGUUUCAUGCUUGCCCAUCCAUAUGGGUUCACACGUGUGAUGUCAAGUUUUCGCUGGCCAAGAUAUUUUGAAAAUGGAAAGGACGUCAAUGACUGGUAUGGACCCCCAAGUAACGCAGAUGGCUCCACUAAGGCCGUCACAAUCAACGCAGACACGACCUGUGGCAACGACUGGGUUUGUGAACAUCGCUGGCGUCAAAUCAGGAACAUGGUUAUCUUCCGUAACGUGGUGGAUGGUGAGCCUUUCUCCAACUGGUGGGACAAUGACAGCAAUCAAGUGGCUUUUGGCCGUGGCAAUAAAGGUUUCAUCAUCUUCAAUAACGACAACUGGAAUAUGAAUGUCAAUGUGCAAACUGGACUGCCUUCUGGUACCUACUGUGAUGUUAUUUCUGGACAAAAGGAGAACAACAAAUGUACUGGAAAGCAGGUGUUUGUUUCUGAUGAUGGAAAGGCUAAUUUCCAGAUUAAUACUGAUGCUGAAGAUCCAUUUAUUGCAAUUCACGUUGAUGCCAAGUUGUAAUGCGGGAGAAAUCUCCUCCUCUGGUCUGUGUAUUCCUGUUUCCCCCAUAUGUUAUUCCCUGCUUUUUGCGCAUGAGUGACUCUCUAUCAAAUAAUAAAUGGCAUUCAA